UGACAUUCAUAGUGUUCAAUAGUUGUCUGUCAUUGUCACUGUCUAUCGGUCUCUGGCUGGUAUAUUGUGUAUGUACGUAUGUGCGUGACUCGAAAACUGUAAUAAGUUUGCUUCGUUUUCUAAUAGUCAUUAUUUUGCAAUUACUUAUUGCAGUACUCCUUUUAUUGAGUAAUAUUGCAUUAAUAUUACAAACGCUUUCAAUAAUGGAAGACAAAAAUGUUGAGUUCAUACCAAAGAAUUUUCCGGAACUAAAAAAUGAUCGUCUGCUCCGUGCUGCACUCGGAAAAGAAGUAGACAAAGUUCCAGUAUGGGUAAUGCGGCAAGCCGGCAGAUAUCUUCCAGAAUUUCAGGAAGUAAGGGCAAAACACGACUUCUUUACAGUGUGCAGAACACCUGAGCUGGCUUGCGAGGUAACCUUACAGCCAUUGAGAAGAUAUCCCCACCUUGAUGCUUCAAUUAUAUUCAGUGACAUUCUUGUUAUUCCACAAGCACUUGGAAUGACAGUCGAAAUGCACCCAGGUGUUGGUCCAGUAUUUCCUAGUCCACUUCAAGAUCCCUCAGAAAUUGAUAAUUUAAAAGAAGAAGGUGCUGUUGAUCGAUUACUAUAUGUUGGGAAAGCCAUUACAUUAACUAGGCACAAAAUUGAGGGCAAAGUACCUUUGAUUGGUUUCACUGGAGCUCCAUUCACACUAAUGGGAUACAUGAUUGAAGGUGGCGGAAGCAAGACAAUGUCAAAAACAAAGGAAUGGUUAGAAAAAUAUCCUAAGGAUGUUCACAAAUUGCUAAGCCUACUUACUAGAGUUAUCAUAGACUAUUUGAUUAUGCAGGUGGAGAGUGGAGCUCAGUUACUGCAAGUAUUUGAGUCAAGUGCUGAUCAUUUGAACAGAGAUCAGUUUAUUGAGUUUUCUGCACCAUAUCUAAAAGAUAUUAGAAGUGGUGUCAAAAAUAAGAUUGAAGCUAAAAAUCUGGAACAAGUUCCUAUGACUGUAUUUGCUAAAGGUGGUGGACCAUACCUUGACGUUCAAACUGGAUUAGGUUAUGAUACAAUUGGGUUGGAUUGGACUGUAGACCCAGAAGAGGCUAGAAAGAUUGUGGGUGAUAACUUCACUUUACAAGGAAACCUUGAUCCACAGGAUUUGUACAGGACCCCAGAGGAAAUCACUAAAAUGACAAUAGAGAUGGUGCAAAAAUUUGGCAAAAAACGAUACAUAGCAAAUUUAGGACAUGGAAUCACACCACAAACACCCUUGGAAAGUAUGAAAGCAUUCACUGAGGCAGUUCAUGAAGCUUUGUAAUAUAUUUUGCUUUUAUAUUUCAUUUUUUGUUGUCUGUUGUUUUUAAAAAAGAUGUUUAUAUUCCUAAAUCAAAUUUAUGUAUGUAUGUUGCACAAUAAACUGGGAUAGGGAUGUAUUGUAGUCAAACUACAAAAUUGUGUUUUAAUUACAAAGCUAUUUAUUAAAAAAUGAGUAUCUAUAAGUUUACAUAGAAUAAGUGGUCUUAGAAUUCUGACUGGUGGCUGGUAUAUCUUCGUCAUGGCUGCCCACUGAUUUCUUGAUAUACUGAAAAACCAAAUUAUAUAUAAUUAUAGUUAUUAUAAUGGUGUAUGAUAGUAUUCUGGAAUAGACCUUUACUUCUUUUGCUCAAUCACACAUUAGUUAGAAAAGGGCCUCUAAUCCUACAAUCAAUUAGAAUUACCAAUAAUAUAAGUAUGUUACCCACCUGAGAAUUAACUUGUAUCUGUUCAUCCAUCUCUUGAAUAUACUGGUGCAACUUUGUGCAAGCAGCCAUUUGUUGUUCUAGUACGCAUAAAGUUUCAGGCGACGCAUAUUUCUCCGGACUGUCCAAGAACACCACCAUUCCAUCUUUUUGAUUUAUCAUCGCAUAUAUUUCGCCUUCUUCAAUCUGCGA
Spodoptera exigua (beet armyworm) is the source of this 1908-nucleotide messenger RNA. The record is from the annotation of a GenBank genome assembly. Lineage: Eukaryota; Metazoa; Arthropoda; Insecta; Lepidoptera; Noctuidae.